AUGCACCCGUUCUAUAAUACGUAUGGCAGUGGUGGGAACGUUGAACACCUGUAUGAUGACAAUUGGGUAGCGCCACCAUCCAAUACACCGAUGAAGGAUAUCGAAGCAUGUUUAGAAACUGUAUCGAGUACAAAUAUACAAGCAAUUAAAUCAACUUCUCAUCAAUCAUAUUUAUCACCAGACAGAAAAAGACUGGAUGCAGUGGCCAACAGUCAAGAACAUCCAAAACUUUCUGGAGUUGGAGCCGCAUUAGAAAUGAAACAUUUAUGGGAAGAGUUUAACGAGCUCGGUACAGAAAUGAUCGUCACCAAAGCUGGCAGAAGAAUGUUCCCUACAUUCCAAGUCCGAUUGUAUGGUUUGGAUCCAGUAGCAGAAUAUAUGCUCAUGAUGGAUUUCGUUCCUGUAGAUGAUAAGAGAUAUAGAUACGCAUUUCAUAGUUCAAGCUGGGUGGUCGCUGGUAAAUCGGAUCCUAUAUCACCCCCUAGAGUACAUAUUCAUCCAGAUUCACCGGCGUCUGGAGGACAGUGGUUGAAACAAGUUGUGUCAUUCGAUAAACUAAAGUUGACCAACAAUCAAAUGGACGACAAUGGGCAUAUUAUCCUUAAUUCAAUGCAUCGAUACCAACCCAGAUUCCAUGUACUCUACAUUCCAGGAAGAGACGAAGGCUCUUCAAAUUCCACAAACAAUUUUAAAACAUUUAUGUUUCCAGAAACCAAAUUUACAGCCGUCACUGCUUAUCAAAACCACAGGAUAACACAGUUAAAAAUCGCCAGUAAUCCAUUCGCAAAAGGAUUCAGAGACUGCGAGACUGAAGAAUGUGGCCCUAUGUCUAUUGAUAGUGAACCACAAGCCGCCAAUAAUAAAUCGCAAUGCAAAAAAAAUAUCACUGGAAUCCAUAACAACAAUAAUUGCGUUCAGUUCCCAAAUAAAGAAUCAACAGGAAGUUUGGGUGUGAUGGAGAACAUGUACAACAGCGACAGUUCGUCAUCUGCUUCGCCGCCACACAUGCCGGCGCACGGUCAACACCAAAUGCCUCUGAAUGCAACCACAGCGGCUACCACCGCAACCGUACCGGUCACGCCUUACCUGAGUCAAGUGUGCAAUUACGGACCAAUAUUCGCGUCGUCUGCAUAUGCACAUCAUAACUACUCGCCGUUUCACGGAUUAUGA
This is a messenger RNA of Macrosiphum euphorbiae (potato aphid), 1170 nucleotides long. Lineage: Eukaryota; Metazoa; Arthropoda; Insecta; Hemiptera; Aphididae. The record is from the annotation of a GenBank genome assembly.